UUCUUUGCUGCAGAACCGCUCGCCUCCGUCUUUACGGCAAGCCGCAUUUCACGCCGCCAAUAUGGCGUUCCCCAUUUAGGUAGCGUCGGUGGUUUCUACCCUAGAUGGCCGUGGGCAGUGCUGAGUUGGGAGUGUUUUCUCUCUAACCCGGGCUGCAGAAAGCUGCAUUUAAAGUUCUGCACCUGGUCACUGCUUCAGAAACCCACUUUUCUCUGAGAGUCAAGAAUCGCCUCUUCCUUUUAGUUCCUGCAGGUUACUCAUCUGCCCCUGACUUGUUCCCUGCUCCACCUCCGGACACUCUCAAGUCCCUGACACCCCCAGACUCAAAACUAUGAGCCUUCGGCAGCUGCUCAAGCGAUUACCCUACUUCGGGGCCUCGGGUCCCCCGCGUCGCCCCCUCGACACCAUUUCCUCGGUGGUCUCCUGGCGUGGUCAGUCCUCCAGGUCUCCAGCCCACUGGAACCAAGUGGUGUCAGAGGCUGAGAAGAUCGUGGGCUAUCCCACGUCCUUCAUGAGCCUCCGCUGCCUGCUGAGCGACGAGCUCAGCAACAUCGCUAUGCAGGUGCGGAAGCUGGUGGGAACUCAGCACCCUCUGCUUACCACAGCCAGGGGCCUUGUACAUGACAGCCAGCAUAACCUCCAGUUGAGGGGCUUGGUGGUGCUACUUAUUUCUAAGGCAGCUGGGCCCAGCAGCGUGAAUGCUUCUUGUCAGAACUAUGACAUGGUCAGUGGGAUCUAUUCAUGUCAAAGAAGUUUGGCAGAGAUCACAGAACUUAUCCAUACUGCUCUCCUUGUACAUCGUGGAAUAGUAAAUUUAAAUGAAUUGCAAUCUUCUGAUGGGCCACUGAAAGACAUGCAAUUUGGAAAUAAAAUAGCUGUCCUGAGUGGAGACUUUCUUCUAGCAAAUGCCUGCAAUGGACUAGCUCUGCUACAGAACACCAAGGUUGUGGAACUUUUAGCAAGUGCCCUUAUGGAUUUGGUACAAGGAGUAUACCAUGAAAAUUCUACUUCAGCAAAGGAAAAUCGCAUCACAGAUGAUAUUGGAAUAUCAACUUGGAAGGAACAGACUUUUCUCUCCCAUGGUGCCUUAUUAGCAAAGAGCUGCCAAGCUGCAAUGGAAUUAGCAAAGCAUGAUGCUGAGGUUCAGGAUAUGGCAUUUCAGUAUGGGAAGCACAUGGCCAUGAGUCAUAAGAUAAAUUCUGAUCUCCAGCCUUUUAUUAAAGAAAAGACCAGUGACUCCUUGACUUUUAAUCUAAACUCAGCUCCUGUAGUCUUACAUCAGGAGUUUCUUGGAAGAGAUUUGUGGAUUAAACAGAUCAGGAAGGCUCAAGAGAAAGGAAAAUUAGACUAUGCUAAGUUGCGAGAAACAAUCAAAGCUGGCAAAGGUGUGACUUCAGCUAUUGACCUGUGUCGUUACCAUGGAAACAAAGCACUGGAGGCCCUGGAGAGCUUUCCUCCCUCGGAGGCCAGAACUGCUUUAGAAAACAUUGUGUUUGCUGUGACCAGAUUUUCGUGACACCAAAUUAAAAAGACACCGUUGUUUGUUAGCUGAAAAAAACGGGGAAUGAGGUGAUCGGGGAAAGCUUUUGUGAGGCAAUAUCUAAAUGUGUUAAUGAUUUUAACAAUGUAUACUUUUUUUGUCCUUUUUAUCACACUGCUAAAUGAAUACUGCCUUCUUUUUGGAACUACUGCAAACAAAAUCAGAAGAAAAAAAGGUCAAGCAGUUUUCAGUUGUCACGCCAGAAGCACACUUGAGGCUGCAGUAGCAGAAAUAAUUAAUGAGAUUCGCUCCUGUGACCUCAGCAAAUGGACAGGAAAUAAGUCCUUAUUGAUUGGACCGAGCCAGGGAUGGCGCCAGGGCGGUGGCCUGUGGUUUUCCUUCUAGAGAGGACAGAGCAAGCUGGAAGCUGCAGGUGUCAAGAGAAACACUGUCAAUGCCAAGCAGGGAGAACCAUCAAAUCAAAAACCAGUGACCAAUUUGUCAGAACAGAGGGUAGUUUAAUGAUGAAAAAAACAUGCUUUGUCUUCUUGCAAUUAUGUCUUUGUAUUUAUAGACACAGUAUGAAUAUACUUUGUGCUUUUUGAUUUUUGUAAGCUUGGGGGGGGGAGGAAAUUGCUGAAAAAAUAAUGCCAGGUAUUUGAAGUAGGAGAUUAAAAUGUUAUCUAAUGUUAA
Messenger RNA from Phacochoerus africanus (Common warthog), 2173 nucleotides. It is a transcript of the gene PDSS2, whose product is annotated as decaprenyl diphosphate synthase subunit 2. Gene Ontology annotation, molecular function: prenyltransferase activity. Gene Ontology annotation, biological process: isoprenoid biosynthetic process; ubiquinone biosynthetic process. The record is from RefSeq and is a predicted model, not a curated record. The transcript has 8 exons. NCBI's taxonomy places the organism in Eukaryota, Metazoa, Chordata, Mammalia, Artiodactyla, Suidae. Gene Ontology annotation, cellular component: mitochondrion; transferase complex. The coding region runs from base 332 to 1516 and encodes 394 amino acids.